Ctenocephalides felis (cat flea) is the source of this 3846-nucleotide messenger RNA. RefSeq lists its product as uncharacterized. The record is from RefSeq and is a predicted model, not a curated record. The transcript has 19 exons. Gene Ontology annotation, cellular component: plasma membrane. Bases 1 to 3846 code for a protein of 1281 amino acids. Gene Ontology annotation, molecular function: metalloendopeptidase activity. Lineage: Eukaryota; Metazoa; Arthropoda; Insecta; Siphonaptera; Pulicidae. Gene Ontology annotation, biological process: membrane protein ectodomain proteolysis; Notch signaling pathway.
AUGAAGGAAUUUCGUCGACUACGGAACGAGCCGAAUUCUUUGUUUGCUGAAGAUGUGGAAUUUCACGGCCCAGACGGUCCUUUACACUAUAAUACUCAUAAAGUGUACAAUGGAAAAUUAGAGGAUGACGAAAACGCAGUUGUUCAUGGUUUGGUAACAUCAGAUGGACUAUUCGACGGCACGAUCUUAUUGUCUUCCGGUGAGAUAUUUUAUAUAGAGCCAGUACACAGAUAUCUCAACAGUUCACAUGGCCUGAAUGCACUCGAUAUUUCCGAAUCAAGAUUUCACAGCGCGGUUUAUAGGAGUACAGAUGUUAGACUUCCACGGACUGAAAAGGGCCAUGUAUGUGCUUCCGAAAUUUUACACCAAAAGAGACUGAAUCAAAAGAAUCUUCCUAGUAAUUUUCACCAAUAUAAAGAAAUAGAAAAACACACCAGCAGAAAAAAACGAUGGUUACCUGAUGACAUACAUCAUAUUUCCACACAUCAUGAUGAUUACCAAGAAGAUGAACAGGAAAAAAAGUUAUUGAACCCAGAAUUGCCAUUGGAUUUAGAUGUUCCUUACACACGAAACAUUGACGAAAACAUUGACGACAAGGCAAAUGCGAAAAUAUAUGAUGAUAAAGUUGAUAAGCAAAAUCCCAAACGGCCUGAUCAUGUGGAGAUUAUUACUAAAAAUAACAUAGUUAAUAAAAGGCCCACAGCUACACUUGUAGGAAAGUUUUUUCCCAGUGAUUUUAUGGAUUACAGACAAGCAAGUAAAAGGGCAACGUUUGAUCCAAAUAAGACUACAUGUAUGCUGUAUCUUCAGGCCGAUCAUAAAUUUUUAGAAAAAUUUCAAACAGAAGAAGCCUGCAUAGAUAUUAUGACGCGCCAUGUUCAGAGAGUUAAUCAAAUAUAUAGGACCACAGAUUUCAAUCAGGAUGGCAAACCAGAUAAUAUUACGUUCAUGAUAAAAAGAAUUAAAGUGCAUACUCACGAGUCUUUGAAAGAUCCUACAUACCGAUUUGCUGACAACUAUGGCGUUGAAAAAUAUCUAGAACUAUUUUCAGAGGAAGAUUACGAUUCGUUUUGUUUGGCGUACAUGUUCACUUAUCGAGAUUUUGAGAUGGGCACCUUAGGACUGGCAUGGACAGGUGAUCUUAAGAACGCAGGUGGUGUUUGUGAGAAAAAUGGGCACUAUCGUGGCAGUAUGAAAUCUUUGAAUACUGGAAUUGUUACGUUGUUAAAUUAUGGAAAGCACGUACCACCUUCGGUUUCACACGUGACAUUGGCACAUGAGAUUGGACAUAAUUUUGGAUCACCGCACGACCCAGAACAAUGUGCUCCAGGCGGACCCGACGGCAACUACAUAAUGUUCGCCCGCGCAACAUCCGGCGACAAAGCAAACAACGAUCGCUUUUCGUCGUGUUCCCUGAGGUCCAUUGACCCUGUGCUGAACACAAAAGCACGUUCCACAAAAGGAUGCUUUACAGAGCCUCAGAAUUCGAUAUGUGGCAAUGGUGUGGUUGAACCUGGUGAAGAAUGUGAUUGUGGUUGGGAAGAAGACUGCAGGGACUCCUGUUGUCAUCCUCAAAGGCGCAGGACACCUCCACCAGAUGAAACGCCCUGCACGCUUACUGCACGAGCCGUUUGCAGUCCAUCUCAAGGGCCUUGUUGUACAACCGCCUGCCAGCUACGUUUCGGCGACCGGUGCCGUUCCGACAACGGAUGUAGAGACGCUAGUUAUUGCGCCGGAAGCAGCGCUCUGUGUCCGCCGUCUGUUAACAAACCGAACAAAACAAUUUGCAACGAAGACUCUGUAUGCUAUAUGGGUGAAUGUACUGGCUCCAUUUGCCUGGCUUACGGUCUGGAAUCGUGCCAAUGCACCCGUACAGAUGAUGAUCCUGCUACGAGAUCUUGCGAAUUAUGUUGCCGAAUUCCGGCUUCCGCAAGCAAUUUGCUUUUCGGUGAUUUCGAAGGCGAUGGCGAACGCGACUUAUGCGUUAGCUCAUUCCAUUUGAACGAGGCACCUUAUGAUGUUCCGGAUGCUCAUGUUAAACCUGGCACGCCUUGUAACGACUAUAACGGUUAUUGCGAUGCUAGCCACGUAUGCAGACUGGUUGAUCCAUCAGGCCCCCUUGCAACUUUAAGAAGACUUCUGCUAUCCGAACGAAGUCUAGCAGGAAUCAAACAAUGGGUUACUAAACAUUGGUAUGCAGUUGCAUUAUUGGCUGCUGCUAUUUUGGCUAUGCUGGUGAUAAGCACAAGACUCUUAGGCAAAAAAUCAGACGUAAAAUUAAAGUCAGUAACCAUUAUGCAUGGUAGCCCUAAUGAUCCUAUUAUAAUACCUCCAGACUUAAGCAACAAUGGACAGGUAAUAGUUCAUACUGCUGUGCGAUCUAAACUUCCCCUAAAGAAACGUGUUCGUGACGCAAAGUUUCGAUCCAAAAAAUCUAAAAAUGCCACGAAAACAAGGACAACGGUACAAGCUAAUCACAGAUCUGCAAAUGAUAAUUCUAAAAAUGUUAAUAGAAAUCUUGCAGCGGCAUCUGAAAGUCCUGCUAAGUUAAGAAAGAAGAAACGAGUAUCUGCUCCAAUUGUUGCCUCUGAUGAACCGAUGCAGUGCGCACCAGAAGUAGCAAUCCCGCAUGCCGCCGCCAAUGUAGUUCCAAGUAAAUCGAAGAAGCAUUCUCAAAAUAAACGUAAAGAUAGAAAACAAAAGAAGAAAGAAGUUAUAGAUUAUAGUGCAGAACAGGCAAAACCGUCCAAACAAAGGGAUCCAAUUAGCAAAGUCCAGCAAUGGCUUCUAGAAUCUCCACAGCCAACAGUAUUACCCAAGUCGAAGUCUACGCCAGUUGAUUUAACUAAUAGGAGCCCGAAUAAACACAGAUUAGGAAUUUAUAGAAAUGAUAAAUGCAAAAGUAUUGGAAACUUACAAGAUAAAGAGAAAAUGCGUUUGCAAGUUGUUUACAAGCCUCCAUUCAAAUUUAGUUUAAAACUGUGCAAAAAUGACCAUACAAAAGUGGUCUUAGACAGAAUAAGCAAAGAUGGAGCAAAAAGAGCUAGGUUUAGAGAAAAUGUUCAUCCUAUGAGAACUGCUUUGUUAGUGAAAACUAAGGAUGAAAGUAAAAAUAAUAAAUCGGGUGAUGGUACUACUAAUGCUAACGAUAUAGCUGUAAAUAUUAUGAAUGUUCCAAAAAGUAAUAGUAAUUCCGAAGUCAAUAAUCUAAGCAACAAUACAUCCACUUGUAAUACUUAUGAAAAUGUGCAAACAAUUGUAGCUGAAGAAUUAGCGAAACGAAAUAAAAAAGUGGAUGGUGGAAUUUUCAAUCAAAUGCAGUUGGACGAAUGUGCCAUUAGGGCGCUGCCGAUCAAAAUGAAAAGCAGUAGUAGUUCUAAUUUAGACUUCAGACACAAUCAGAACUCACCGACAAACCUUCAAAGCCAAGAUCAUUUAGGUAGAAGCUCGCAAAAAUUAUUUAAGUAUAGUCAAGAGCAUUUAAACAAGACAAAAGACUGUGACAAAAUGUUAAGGGAACCGCUAAAGUAUUUUAACAGCGAUCAGUUGAGAAAACCCAAAAAGCGUCUUAGUGUGUCAAAUAAUGACUUAAAUUCCUCUCAAAAGAGAACUGUGAUGUCAAAUGAUAUUGAUGGUCUUAAACCUUGUGAUAAGCCAACAGAAUACAAAGGGCCUGAUUCAAAAAAUAAAAACGUACAAACCAGUGAAACUAAGGAACAAAUUAAACAUAAUUUAGCUAAUUAUCCAGAACAUAAUAAUUUAACACAAAAUCCCAUAUUUCAGCCUUUUCAGCAAUCUGAUUUAAAUAUUUUAUUACCCGACAAUCAAAAUGCUGAAGGCUGUUGA